Messenger RNA from Morchella sextelata, 1122 nucleotides. RefSeq lists its product as uncharacterized. Bases 1 to 1122 code for a protein of 373 amino acids. The record is from RefSeq and is a predicted model, not a curated record. Lineage: Eukaryota; Fungi; Ascomycota; Pezizomycetes; Pezizales; Morchellaceae. The transcript has 3 exons.
AUGUCUGGUUCUCGCAAUACCCGUGAUCUCUGCCCGGACAAGGAGGAGAGAGAAACCGCCGCUCUUUGGGCCGAGAAUAGACGUGUUGUGGAUGCGGAGGAAUAUGUUCAUCCUCGCUUCGCCGCUGCUCAUGCUGAACGUAUGAAUGCCCAAGCGCAGCAAGCCGAAGGCAGUCACCCUCUGGGCCAAGAGGCCGAAGGUAGCCAGGCUGUUGGAGCCAACGACCCAAAUAUCGAGAGUGAGGAUAGUGGCAGCGAGGACGGAGAGGAGCAGAGACAAGAUGAUCAGGUAUACGAAAAUACAAAUUCAGAGUUGUUGAUGCAUCGGAUCCUUCGCUGGGAGACCGAUGCUCAGGAACUGCAGGGCAUGGAACGGUUGAUCACUCCCUUCCCCGAUGAGGGAGCCCAGCUUAGAAUGCCGCCACGAACUAGAGGACUUAGUGAUGCGCACAUCGCAAUCUAUAGCGCACGUCCUCCAACCCCUCAUCCAUUCUUUGAAAACGCCUCAUACCCCACAAUCCCUUCUCCGAGCACAGCUCCUAUUACCCCACCGAACCAGAUGAUCACCUCUGGUGACACCGUUCCGAAUGCCCCGCGCCGCCACUCCACGUGCCUCCAUGGUACCCGUUGUGCUAGUUCUCCGACUCCGUCUUCAGAACCAUCAGACGCCGAGCCAGAUCCCGUUUGCGGUGUCUGUUACAGGCGAUCGGCAAACGUGCAACUGGUAGGGUGUAGCCACAGCCUGUGUGCAACGUGCACAAGGAGAACAUACUUCUCCUCCCAGACUCACUACAACAACUGGCCGCUGGGGAUCGAUUGCCCCUUCUGUCGCAGGCUAGUUCAAUUUGUGAAGUCAGAUGAGGACUCAGGAAGAAUGAGACGAUUACCACUCUGGGUGGUGAGGUGGAGUAUAAAGGGGAGGACAAGGGUCAUGAGGGCCCACAAAAGAACUGUGGAGCCGGAGGAGAUGAGGGGGUGGGUCGGAUUCAUGCAGAAUGCAAUUAGUGAAGGUCGUUAUCCUCCCCUUACGAACCACGGGUCUGCAAGUAGUGUUGUAGUCGGAACCCCUGCUCCACCCGCUGGCCCAAACACAACAGAGUCUGUCCCUGAAGGCGAAAACUAA